GGCAUUCAUCUCGGGACGCUUGGAACGUACAUCAAUCUGACAGCGGACGUUGCUCGGAGCGGUCGUUUGGGCUUACCUUCGGAAAACGCGGUAAUCUGAUUGAAUCAGAAUCCAUUCGGAGCUCCCACGGGUCGUUACGUAAAAGAUACUUUCGGUGCCAGGAUAUUUUGAUUGAUCCUUCGGUUGGAGUUUCGUCGUCGUCGUGCGUCGUGCUGCUUGACUUCCGGUGUCGAUUCAUUAGACUGCUGGUUCCCCUGCAAGGUGCGUGUUUCGAGGCAGGAAUUUGGCCGAGCUGGUCCAUUGCGAUUUCGACGAGGCGUGAGUGUGUCCUGCGGUGAUUGAAGACAGCAGCAGUAAGCGAAGCUGAUUGAAUGCUUUUCCUUUUGCGGUUGAAGUGAAUUUUAGUGCGGUAAUUGAAGCUUUUUUGGAAGGUGCGAGUGAAAAGCCGUUACGGGUCUCUGGAAGUUCUUGUAGCGAACGGGUUACGGCUUCCCGUCUACAUUGAAAAAUACAUUUAGUGUUAGACACAGUUGGAAACGAUUGCGAUGAAGAAUUUAUCAGUGUUCUGUGGAGUUGUUCUUCUGUUGGCCGGUGUGGAUCUCGGAAUCGAAGCCAGAGCGGUUAACAUCAGCAACACCUGGACCCUACCGCAGGACGGGUUCACCGUGUUUUAUCGCUACUUCCGCGAUAAAAUUUCCUGGUUCGAGGCGGAUGCUGUGUGCCAGUUUCACCACGCUAAUCUCGUCACAGUGGAAAAUGGUGUUCAGUUCGAUGCGGCGCGGGCUUUUCUCAAAGAACUGGACGUUACCAAUCCGGUGUGGAUUGGUCUAAUGCGACCGGAAAAUUCAGCGCGCUUUACCUGGACUAACGCAAAAUCUUUGGAUCCAUCCAGUGGAUAUUGGGCGGAAUCGCUGCCGGCAAUGGAGACUCCGCUGUGCGCCGUUGUGGAUCCCGUGCGGGAUUUCCGCUGGCAUGCACUUCGUUGUGGUGGCCCGGAAACUGCUGCCUUCCUCUGCGAGCUUCCAGUUCCCAAUUGGGCCUCAGAUUGUACCAUAACUUCAAUGCCAUCUUUAACGGUGCAGUACAUGUCGGACAGCGGAGCUGUCCAGCUUUCACGAGACUGUGGCGAGCAAGGUACCAAGCAUAUGUCUUGCCAGGGUAAACUCGAUCGAGAUACAAUCAUCCAGCAGCUGCAGUGUAGUGAACAAGAAGAGGACCCAGCUCAGGCGGCUACCGAGGAUAAUCGGCUGCCGCUGGAAAUGGCUGCAUUACCACCACAAUCGACGAUCACGAGAAAGCCACAGCUGCCACAGAUACUUGAGCAUGACAUAUUGACCGUGGUUUCGAACAACGAUGAAGACAAUAACAUCGAUGUUAAUCCGAACCAGAUUGAGGAUACGGUUAAGAAUGUGAUCAAUAAGUUUAAUCUUGCGGAUUUGAUGCAGGGCGAACAAUCGCUCCACAGCGAGGAGACGGAUGUUCGAUUCAGUGAGCAGGACAAGGAUGGUAAGAAAGUUGGAACUAAGAAGUACUCGCCACUUUUCGAGAAAAAGGAUAAGUUCGGAAAGAAGGAUGCCAAAAAGAUGGAUGAAGAGGAAGAAAUGAUGAUGGGCGAUCAGCCAGAUGAAACGGAAACGCAACCGAUCGAUAUCGUGCAGCAAGCGGUAAAACCAACGGAAGGAGAAUCGGACGAGAGUUUGAUUACAAAUGUCUCCAUUGGAUCGACGGAGAGUGCAGUAUCCAGUGAGUUAGCAAUAACUGAAAGUACGACGGCCGACUCGAGACUACGCAGAGCCACCGACGGAGAAACUACAUCGGAAACAUCACUGAGCUCGACAACAGAACUGCAAACAGAACCAACCACGACCACCACAACUACCACCAUGGAGUCGACUACAAGCAGCACUGCUAGUCAUAUUUUACCGACCACGCCCAAAAAAGAAACCGCUUCCAUUGGAGAUCACUUCAUUCCUCCCAUGUUGAUGGUGAAGGCUCGCUUCACUUCGACAAAAUCUCACAUAGACGCUACAACCGCGUCAGAGCACAGCACAGAAACAUCCGAACCGACAAUUCCUUCAAGUACCGUUCCGCCUACGUCAACAACAGAACAGUUAACAACCACCAUUGUUUCGGUCGAUUCUGCCCAAAACAACAGUGAAGUUCAGCUUACAGAAUUGGAUGACAAAACCUCAACAGUAGAAAUUUUACACUCUUCAGAGGCGGAAACAACAACCAACCAUCAAAUUGUGGAAAUCACGUUCGAUGACAAAGAGCUUACUUCCAAAUUUGGUACCCUGAGCAUCACAACCCGUCCAUUCCCGUCGGAUGCGAUAAAGACCUCAACUGAGACUAUUGAAUCAACCACUACUGUUGCCAGUACAACCCAGAAGAACACAACCACCAUUCAUGAGACCUCCCCAUCCGCUGUAAUCCUAUCAACAAGUACCGCAACUUCUGAAAUCAUCCAACGAAGCUCAACGCCAACUCUCACUUCAACAAUAACAACAACAACAGCUCCGACCACGACCACAGUACCAACACCUGCUCCCAUAGAACACGAACUUCUCGAAGAUCAGGAAGACCACGAGCAGGGGGAAGGUGAAGACCAUCAAACCGAAGAAGACGACGAACACCACAACCAGGAGCUGCACAACAGCUUCUCUAACAUCGAAAAUUACCAACCAUACAAACCUAACCGACACCGUUCACUCACCAAACCGGAGGUGCACAACAAUCACGGAAACUACAUCAAAAAAAUUCUCGGUUGAAGGCAGAGUACUGCAGCAGCAGCAGAGUUUUUUCUUGUCAUAUCACCAACUGUCAAACGGGGCGGGCUCACACUGACAAUGACCGUUCCGUCGCCACCUGCUGAAAAUCGAGCUCAUUUGACAGCUAUGGAGCGAUGAUUCACAUUUCCGUUCGUUUCUAGCGUUUCUCGUAGGAAUAUAGGCUUUAGAUAUCAAGUUUUCACUUUUCCCUCCUUAAUCGCCGGAACCAAAUUGAAGUUGCAAUCCGAAAGAAUCGAAACCUAGAGAUGUAGGGGAGUUUUACCAGCUAAAAAUAUCCAUGGAUGGUCAAAUAAAGUUUGGCCUUAAGUAGAGAACCUGUUUAUUCUUGGAUACAAGUCAAUCAAUAGUGCGGUUCCGUUCGCACACACACAACCGAUCGUUUUAUGUAUUCUUUGUCGGGCUAGAAUAGACAGUUCCAAGUAACGCAACUCUCAUAUCAUCCACUUCCUAUCUUUCAACCUUAAUAGCAGACAUUUAGCUGAUAAAAUCCGUUUCGCUGCGUCGUUUCACUGUUUUAACACGCAAACCCACACUUCACUAACAAUGAAUGCUUAGAAGCAUCAAUAACUGCGACGUUUUAGUGUUCCGAAGUAAAUGAGAAAGAGCCCCUUUAAAAUUCUAGCAAGAUAGAAAUGACCCAUUACAAAUAAGAAACACGUUGCCAACAAAUUUGAAACCAUUGAGAAUAACGCGAGUUUUAAUAUAAUGAAACAACAGAGAAGGAGAGGAUUAAUAAAAAUCAAAGGACAAAUUGUAAACAAACUAGAUGAUUAGUUCAUAAUUGAGACAGAUGAAGGAGAACGUGAGGUAAUAUAUCAAAAGCUGACAUACACACGCUAGUUUUGAUGCAACGCAUUCCAAAAUCAAUUAUGGCCACCGUUAGGGGGUCGCGAUUCUAAUGAAGUUGAAACGAAAGCGCAAAUACAAAAGAUAACCUUUCGCACACCGAAUCAGACCGGGGUCCUGGUUUGAUUGUAAGAUUUUACUGUAUGAGAGAAUGAUUUUAAUAAAAAUGAUGAGUAAAUUAA
Messenger RNA from Toxorhynchites rutilus septentrionalis, 3817 nucleotides. Its product is annotated as serine-rich adhesin for platelets. The record is from RefSeq and is a predicted model, not a curated record. NCBI's taxonomy places the organism in Eukaryota, Metazoa, Arthropoda, Insecta, Diptera, Culicidae. Bases 546 to 2768 code for a protein of 740 amino acids. The transcript is spliced from 5 exons.